GAAGUCACUCAUUAGCGCAUCGAAGGGUGAUGGCAGUAAGAAUACUUUUGCAAGGUGAUCAGCUUGAUGAUCAAGCACAGAGAUAUGGCGGUAACCAUGCAUGAACGACGAUGAGAGAAUAGCGAAGGAAAAAAGGUCGACAGAGACACUAAGGUGUGACUGCAGGAAUGACAAAUCCAGUAACUGAUUGAUCAAAUUCAGCCUAAAUACGCAAUUAUUCUUCUAAGAUCAGGUGAACUGACGAAGAAGGCAAAUCUGACAUAUAAAUCUGACCUACGCCGCCUCCUAUUGAAAACGCAUAUUUCUACAGCAACAUACUAUGGGGCAUAAAAUCAUCCUCACUGGCACCACUGGCAAGCUUGGAUCAGUGGUAUUCAAGCACCUACUACAACUCAUACCUGCGAGCGACAUCAUUGUAUCGGUCCACAACCCUGACGGACAUGAGGAGCUGAAGGACAAGGGAGUGGAAGUGCGGUCUGGCGAUUUCAACGAUCCUGAGUCGCUUGUUCUGACGUUCAAAGGAGGCGAUGCUUUGCUCUUGAUGUCGUUGCCCUCUCGAGACGAUGAAUACCGGAUCCAAGGCCAUACGCAGGUCAUCGAUGUCGCCAGGAAAGCCGGAGUGAAGCAUAUCUACUACACGUCGCUUGCUUUCGGAGAUGAGAGCGACGCCAAGGUGAUGAAAGCGCAUUACGCUACGGAAGAGUACCUCAAACAUGACGACAUAGCAUGCACCAUCAUCAGAGAAGGUCCGUACAUGACCAGCUACCCACUUUAUCUUGGGUUCUACGAGACUUCGUCCGAUACCGUGGCGGUGCCAGGUGACGGAAAGGUUGCGUUUGCAGCUCGCGAGGAUCUGGGUGAGGCCACGGCUAAAAUCAUCGCCAGCGGCGAUUACAAUGGAAAAACAGUGACGUUGACAGGGUCCAAAGCAUACUCGCUACAAGAGGUCACCCAGUUACUGUCUCAGGAGCUGAAGAAGGACAUUGCCUUCCAAAAGGUCAGCGACGAAGAGUUUCUGAAACGCAAUGAAGACAAACGGGACGUUGCAGAAUGGUGGCUAAGCACCUAUGCAACGCUGGAGAAGGGCGGUCUGGCCACCGUGGACCCUACGCUUGAACAAUUGCUCGGUAAGAAACCACGACAGCUUGAGGAGGUGCUCAGAGACUCACUCCAGAACGCAAAAGCCGGUGACAAAGAACUUGCGCAAUGGGUAUCACAUUAACAUUGAUUCACAAAAAUACUGGGGAUAAUAAAAUGUUUAGUUUUGUUAAGAAAAGGGAGAAGGUAGUGAUUCUUUACGCAGAUGCGCGUGCUUGCUUGCAGUAUAUUGGCGUACAAAGGAAAAAAAAAAAGACAGGCUGUCCAUGUAAGAUUUUAAGAAAAAAGCA
Molecule: messenger RNA, 1388 nt
Organism: Umbelopsis ramanniana AG
Lineage: Eukaryota; Fungi; Mucoromycota; Umbelopsidomycetes; Umbelopsidales; Umbelopsidaceae
Exons: 1
Coding region: 320-1222 (300 amino acids)
Source: RefSeq, a predicted model, not a curated record